Messenger RNA from Sturnus vulgaris (Common starling), 1395 nucleotides. Its product is annotated as granulocyte-macrophage colony-stimulating factor receptor subunit alpha-like. The record is from RefSeq and is a predicted model, not a curated record. NCBI's taxonomy places the organism in Eukaryota, Metazoa, Chordata, Aves, Passeriformes, Sturnidae. Gene Ontology annotation, cellular component: membrane; external side of plasma membrane. Gene Ontology annotation, molecular function: cytokine receptor activity; protein binding. Gene Ontology annotation, biological process: cytokine-mediated signaling pathway.
GAGGAGGAGGAAUGAAUGGGACAGCCAUUGAAAAUUUUGUUUGUGUCAUUUUUAAUGUUUCCUUCAUGAACUGCACCUGGCAUGUGGGCAGGACUGCUACAGAAGAUACCCAAUAUUUCCUGUACUGGAGGCCCUCGGAGAAAGAAGAUGUCACAGAAUGCCAAAAUUACAUCAAAGAUAACUGUGGAAGGCACAUAGGAUGCAAAUUUCAAAAUGUGACAAUAAAAAAUAAAAAUGCUUAUUUCCUGGUAAAUGGGACCAGCAGUGAAAAAAGCAUUCAGUCAUAUGAGAAAAGGAUACAGCUAUACCAAAUUGAAAAACUCACUCCUCCACUAAAUGUCACAGUGAACUGUACAGAAGCUUCUCGUAGAUGUAGCAUUUGGUGGCAACCACCUCGUACAAGUCAUGUGAAAAAUAGAAAAUGUUUCAAAUAUGAAAUUGUCAUAGAAAACAAGGCUGAUGCUGAGAAAAACACUAAAACUGCAUCUAAAACAAAAGCAAUCAUUGAAGAAAACUCCUACCUAUAUGAAAGCUUCAGCUCAGGAGAAACGUACAGCGUCAAAAUCAGAGCAAGAGAUGUGGACAUUUGUUUAGUAAGCCGAAACUGGGGAGAGUGGAGUACACCUGUGGAGUUUGGAACACAACAACUUACAUCCACUUCAUCAUAUAUGCUAUUUCUGAUACCAGGGCUGGCAGCAGGUCUCGUGCUUUUCCUCUGCAUGACAGUGAGGAUUUAUUUGAAAAAAACAUCUGCUACAGUACCACAGCCAAGAGACCCAUUCCGUGAGACCUCUCCAGUGGACUUUCAGAAAGAAUAUAUGAAUCUAUUAAAAAAACAAGGAACUGAAGAAAUAAUAGAUAUUGAAGAAAUGAUGGAAUGCAAGUGAAAUGAGCAACUUGAUUUUUUUCAAGCAUAUAUACCUUGUUGGCAAAAAUUAACAGGUUUUUUAUAUUCUCUCACUCCUGGAAGCAGGGAGAAGAACACUGACUGUAGAGAUAACUGCCCAAAAUGUUAUCUCUAAAAGCCUCUUUGUAUUUGGUUGCAUUUUCUAUGAACAGUUAAGUUUGUAUUAUUUCUGUUUUUUAUUGUGAUGAAUAUCACAGCAUUUCAGAAAAAAAAAUUCAAUAUUUCUUUGGAAGUUAUUAUACCGUUUUUCAACACCAUGCAAAAGAAAAAGUAAGAACAACCAAACUUAAGGGGUUUAUUCAGGAUCUCCAUUGGUUUAGUGUCUUGAGAAAGUACAGCUGUACUGGGAUUGUGAUCAACAAUAAAAUUUGACAUCAGUAUGAAAGCCUGCUGUAUGAAGACCAGCCAAGAUCAAACCUCUUAAGAAGCAUCACUUGCUCAUGCAGAGUGAGUACUAUUAAAGAUCUCACUAUACAAUUUUCCCAUAA